GAGCUGGGGAGCAUGGACCAAACCCCUCAGUGCUGGCACCAUGACACUCGCCCGCCUCGUGGUGGCUCUGGUUUUAGGGUCGCUCCCCAAAGUGACCAGCUUUGAGCCAGUCGUCAGGUAUCCCGGCCACCGCCUUCCGUCCUCUCUGAAUACCAAGGACUCUUACGUCCUUCCUGAAGCGCAGCAACCACUGAGGACGCCGCCACCGCUCCUGGUCCCGCGCUUCUCGCGACCCCCGCGGGCGCUCCCAGCCCGGCGCCUGCACGCCCCUCUCCAAGCUGGACACACGCCCCGGCCACGUCCCGGCGGCUGCCCCGCUGACCAGCCGUGGAUCAACGUGACGGAUUUCGGCGCCCCAUGUCUGCUGUGGGCAGAAGUGCCACCCUUCCUGGAGCGGUCGCCCCCCACGGGCUGGGCUCAGCUGCGAGGACAGCGCCACAACUUUUGCCGUAGUCUUGACAGCGCGGGAAGCCCCUGGUGCUUCUACCGGGACGCCCACGGCAAGGUGGACUGGGGCUACUGCGACUGCAGACAGGGAUCAGUACGACUUCAUGGAGGCAGAAAUGAAUUCGAAGGCACAGUGGAAGUGUAUGCAGGUGGAGCCUGGGGUGCCAUCUGUAGCAGCCACUGGGAUGAUUCUGAUGCAUCAGUCAUUUGUCACCAGCUGCAGCUGGGAGGAAAAGGAAUAGCCAAACAAACUUCAUUUUCUGUACUGGGCCUUAUUCCCGUUUAUUGGAGCAAUGUCCGUUGCCGUGGAGAUGAAGAAAAUAUACUGCUGUGUGAAAAAGACAUCUGGCAGGGUGGGCCGUGUCCUCAGAAGAUGGCAGCUGCUGUCACAUGCAGCUCUUACCAUGAUGCAGUGCUCCCUGUCAUUCGCCUGGUUGGUGGCAGCAGUGUGCAUGAAGGUCGUGUGGAGCUCUACCAUGCUGGCCAGUGGGGAACAGUCUGUGAUGACCAAUGGGAUGAUGCAGAUGCAGAAGUGGUCUGCAGGCAGCUGGGCCUCAGUGGCAUUGCCAAAGCAUGGAAUAAGGCGUAUUUUGGGGAAGGAUCUGGCCCAAUCAUGUUGGAUGAAGUACGCUGCACUGGAAAUGAGCUUUCUAUUGAACAAUGUCCAAAAAGAUCCUGGGGAGAGCAUAACUGUGGCCAUAAGGAAGAUGCUGGGGUGUCCUGUACUCCUCUGACAGAUGGCAUCAUCAGGCUUGCAGGUGGAAAAAGUAACCAAGAGGGUCGCCUGGAAGUGUAUUACAGGGCACAGUGGGGAACUGUCUGUGAUGAUGGCUGGACUGAGCUGAAUACAUACGUGGUGUGUCGGCAGCUGGGAUUUAAAUACGGCAAACAAGUUUCUGCAAACCAUUUGGAAGUAAGUGCGGGGCCCAUAUGGUUGGACGAUGUGAGCUGCUCGGGAAAGGAAAGCAGCCUGCUUCAGUGCUCCAGGAGGCAGUGGGGGAGACACGACUGCGGCCACCGGGAAGAUGUGGCUAUCGCCUGCUACCCUGGCAGCGAUGGACACAGACUGGCCCUGGGUUUUCCUAUCAGACUGAUGGAUGGAGAAAAUAAGAAAGAAGGGCGAGUGGAGGUUUUCAUCGGUGGCCAGUGGGGAACAAUUUGUGAUGACGGAUGGACUGAUAAGGAUGCCACUGUGAUCUGUCGACAGCUUGGCUACAAGGGGCCUGCAAGAGCCAGGACUAUGGCUUAUUUUGGGGAAGGAAAAGGACCCAUACACGUGGAUAAUGUGAAGUGCACAGGAAAUGAGAGGUCACUUGCUGACUGUAUCAAACAGGAUAUUGGAAAACAUAAUUGCCGCCACAGUGAAGAUGCGGGAGUUAUUUGUGAUUAUUUUAGCAAGAAAGCAUCAAGUAACAGUAAUAUAGAGUCUGUCUCAUCGGUUUGUGGUAUAAGAUUGUUGCACCGCCGGCAAAAGAGGAUCAUUGGUGGGAAAAAUUCUUUAAGGGGUGGCUGGCCUUGGCAAGUUUCCCUCCGACUGAAGUCAUCGCAUGGAGAUGGCAGGCUCCUUUGUGGGGCUACCCUCCUGAGCAGCUGCUGGGUCCUUACAGCAGCACACUGUUUCAAGAGGUACGGUAACAGCACCAGGAACUAUGCCGUCCGGGUUGGGGACUAUCAUACCCUGGUGCCAGAGGAAUUUGAAGAAGAAAUUGGAGUUCAGCAGAUUGUGAUCCACAGGGAGUACAAACCACACAGCAGUGACUAUGACAUUGCCCUAGUGCGGUUGCAAGGACCACAGGAGCAAUGUGUCAGAUUCAGCAGUCAUGUUUUGCCAGCCUGCUUGCCUUUCCGGAGAGAGAGACCACAGAAAACGGCCUCCAACUGUUACAUAACAGGAUGGGGAGACACAGGACGAGCCUAUUCCAGAACCCUGCAGCAAGCAGCCAUCCCGUUGCUUCCCAAGAGGUUUUGUGAAGAGCGGUAUAAGGGUCGCUUCACAGGGAGAAUGCUCUGUGCUGGAAACCUCCAGGAACACCAACGCGUGGACAGCUGCCAAGGAGACAGUGGCGGGCCCCUCAUGUGUGAACGCCCGGGGCAGAGCUGGGUGGUGUAUGGGGUCACCUCCUGGGGGCACGGCUGUGGAGCCAAGGAUUCUCCUGGUGUUUACACCAAAGUGUCAGCCUUUGUCCCUUGGAUAAAAAGUGUCACCCAACUGUAAUUCAUGGGAAACCUUGAAAGUAAAGACUAUCAGAAAACUUCCAGUCCUCAUUGCCAAUGCUGGGCGAGCUGACAGCUGCUGGGGACUUAACUGUCUCUGCUGUGUGCCAAGUGUGUACUCUGUGUGGCUUGGGAAUUUCUGAAGUUACUGAUCACAUACCUCAGCGUACUGGUUAUCAUAGCACUGUCUUCUGCCUACAUUAGUUAACACUAAAUUCUCAA
Molecule: messenger RNA, 2883 nt
Organism: Ochotona curzoniae (black-lipped pika)
Lineage: Eukaryota; Metazoa; Chordata; Mammalia; Lagomorpha; Ochotonidae
Gene: PRSS12
Product: serine protease 12
Exons: 13
Coding region: 41-2662 (873 amino acids)
Biological process (GO): proteolysis
Cellular component (GO): dendrite; membrane; synaptic cleft
Molecular function (GO): serine-type endopeptidase activity
Source: RefSeq, a predicted model, not a curated record